Pyrus x bretschneideri (Chinese white pear) is the source of this 737-nucleotide messenger RNA. Its product is annotated as probable small nuclear ribonucleoprotein Sm D2. The record is from RefSeq and is a predicted model, not a curated record. Lineage: Eukaryota; Viridiplantae; Streptophyta; Magnoliopsida; Rosales; Rosaceae. Gene Ontology annotation, biological process: RNA splicing; spliceosomal snRNP assembly. The coding region runs from base 234 to 557 and encodes 107 amino acids. Gene Ontology annotation, cellular component: U4/U6 x U5 tri-snRNP complex; precatalytic spliceosome; catalytic step 2 spliceosome. The transcript has 7 exons. Gene Ontology annotation, molecular function: RNA binding.
GCCCUUCAUCGGGCGCUUUCGUAAACAUAAACCAAAAACCCUAACUGUGCUUUACUCGGGAGUUGUCACGCAGUCCUAGCCCCAUCGCACAGAUCUUCUCUCUCGUCGUGUUCGACUAGAAAACGUGACACAAAACCGAGCGCAGUGGCGUUCGAGGAUUCAUACAACCAACCCACAUAGUGGGAAAAGGUUCAGCUGUUGGAUUAAGAACUUCCCAAAACCCUCGGUUCGAGAUGAGCCGACCAAUGGAGGAAGAUGGUGCCAAGAACGAGGAGGAGGAAUUCAACACAGGGCCACUUUCUGUCCUUAUGAUGAGUGUAAAAAAUAAUACUCAGGUGCUCAUCAAUUGCCGUAACAACCGAAAGCUUCUUGGCCGUGUGAGAGCAUUUGACAGGCAUUGCAACAUGGUUCUGGAAAAUGUCAGGGAGAUGUGGACUGAGGUGCCGAAGACUGGAAAAGGCAAGAAAAAGGCCCAGCCGGUUAACAAAGACAGGUUCAUCAGCAAGAUGUUUCUCCGUGGGGACUCUGUUAUCAUCGUUCUUAGGAAUCCGAAGUGAGGUGUGAACGUAGCACACAAUUCUAAUGACUUGUAGAUGUAGUCUGCUGAAAAUUGUAGAAGUACUAUCGUCAGGAGUUUGAAUUACACUUCUUAGAGCAACUUUCCAGUGCUGUAUAACUUCGUUUCGAUCUCUGUGUGAAUUUCAAUUGACAGGUACUAAAAGCUCUCUUUAGAGUAA